Messenger RNA from Ruditapes philippinarum (Manila clam), 3977 nucleotides. RefSeq names its product sodium/potassium-transporting ATPase subunit beta-like. Gene Ontology annotation, molecular function: ATPase activator activity. NCBI's taxonomy places the organism in Eukaryota, Metazoa, Mollusca, Bivalvia, Venerida, Veneridae. Bases 163 to 1152 code for a protein of 329 amino acids. The transcript is spliced from 5 exons. Gene Ontology annotation, cellular component: sodium:potassium-exchanging ATPase complex. The record is from RefSeq and is a predicted model, not a curated record. Gene Ontology annotation, biological process: intracellular potassium ion homeostasis; sodium ion export across plasma membrane; intracellular sodium ion homeostasis.
ACGGGAACCAAAGUAGAAAAGGAACCAGUCCGAAAGGAAAAGAAGUCGCCAUUUUUACAAAGUUUGACUAUUUUUGACAAUUUUCCCGUUGUAUAGAGACAACAAAGUAUAAAACUGAGUUUUUGUUUAUCUUCUAAUUUGAAACUACGAUACAAGAUCAAAAUGUCUUACGAUCGAGUUGAUUACUCGGACAAAGCACAUUUCAGUUCACCUUCGGAUGAGCACCACUACUCGGAUGACCCAGUGAGAAAUGGUACUAGGAAUGGAAAUGGCAUAUACAAUGACUAUACAGUAGAACUCAAACCAAAACCAUACAGAAAUUCAAUUAAAGUUCUUUGUUGUGAGUGUAAAAACACAAAGCGUGUUAAAUUUAUAAUGGCAGGGGCUGUUGUUGUGUUUCUGCUGGCACUCAUCUUGAUCAUUAUUUCAGCUAUUGCUCACCAUAAACAACAGCAGGCCAACAAGGGAUCCCCAGCAUAUGGGCUGUUUGCAUAUGGUCCAGAUAAGAAUGGUUUGAUAAGCUUCAGUCCACGUGAUCAUAUGACAUACAUGAAUUACUUCAACAGACUUGAAUCAAGUCUUGCAGACUACAGCACUCUGAGACAAUCAGCAAACCUAGACAGGUACAUACAUUGUGAUGAUAAUACUACUAAAGUACCACACGGUAAAGUUUGCAUGCUGACCAUGGAAAAAUUUGGAGAUAAUUGCCAACAUUUUGACAUGUAUGGUAUCAACGAGGAGCGACCUUGCGUUCUGCUGGUUUUGAAACCUGAUGAUAACAUCACACCUCAGCCAUUUGACUUCACUGAUGGUAAAAAUGCUGAUAUAAAGGAGAAGAUUGGGGAUAGGUUCUCCAGUAAGAGUGUAGCUGUGAGUUGUGAGGGGAAGACAGCCAAAGAUCAAGCUCUAAUGAUGAGAGAUAAUUACACGGCUAUGGUUGAUUAUAAUCCUCCAAAAGGUUUUCCCUUGUUUUACUUCCUGGAGAGAGAGGCAGAUGGCUACUUGUACCCGGCAGUGAUGGUUCAGUUCAACACAGUCCCACCAAACACUCAGGUUAACAUUGUUUGUACAGCGUGGGCAAAAAAUUUUAACAACGGUCAGCCACAGAGCAGUCAGAAAUACUCCACAGAGUUUGCUAUCCUCUUGAAAUAAUAAUACAUGAAAUAUCAACUCCUUUCAGUCAGAAAGGCAAAUAAGUGUUGUUUAUAAAAUGCUGAUAAGCCUUUCUGGCUGUGAUGUAAUUGCUGCUCAUUAGGAUUUUCACAUUCCAAACAUGCCCAAUACUUGACAUUUUGAACUAAUGAAAUAUGUACAUGGAUGGGUAUAUGAGAAUUGAUCCUAAUUUUUCAUAAACAUUCCAUUUAUAUUUUUUCAUUGUAAAUUUGUUUUUUUCAUUAUCUGAAAAAAUUCAAAAAUUUAUGUAAAGGAAAGGUUGUUAAAAUUUUAAUGAUUUAAAAAGGAAAAUACAUAUCUUUGUUAUAUAAUUUGUUGCGAAUUUUGAGCUUGAUUAUUUGGAGAAAAGUAGGGCUAUCCUACAAACACAGACUUUAAAUGUAACACUUUGGUUUAAGUUUUAUAUGCCACUUAUUUGUACAGCAUAUUAUAUCUCAUCAACCAUUCAUGGUUUUGCUUUAUACACGUAAUUUUGAGAUCAUUAUACACUAUCAUAGUUCCAUAUCACUUGACAUGGAUUAUGACUGAAUUAUGGCCAAAACUACUGAGGGUAAUUACUUGAAUCUUAAUGCAUGUUUUUGUGACUGUAACUGGAUGUUACUAUCACUUUGACAUACUUGUAGAUUUUGACUGAAUUAUGGCCAUUUGUGAACUUGAAAAUUCUUGAAUAAAGUUAAGAAAUUUACUUGAAACUUAAUUUCAUGCCUUUGUGACCAUAUCUGAUAGCUCUGAUAUGCAUAUUGGCUUAAUUUAUGAAAAUUAAAAAAUUCUUACAGUGUUUAAGCUUUUGCAUUCAAAACUACUAAAGAUAUUCAUUUGAAACCAGGAUUUUGAUUGAUAGAUGGUCCUUUAUCAAAUUACAAAAUUAUUUAGGCAAUAUUUAAGACUCAUAAUUAUGACAUGUAUUUUAUUAUAAUGAAAUCCUUCUCUAAAAAUGUUAAGUAUUAUAUUAUGCAGACUAUUGUUUUACUAUCAAGCACUGAGAAUAGUUGAGCAUGCUGUUGUACUGGCAGUUCUUGUUUCUUAAUGUACCGGUACAUUGUUAAAUUGUUAUAGUUUUUUCUAUAAUGAUUCAUAUAUUUUCAUGGUUGUGACUUUUAUACUGUUGUUAUAUGAAAUAUAUCCUAUUUCAGAGCUACACAAUUAGAAUGAGAAAUAGAUGUAGGACUUCUGUAUUGAGUCAGUGAGAUUAAGGUUUUGCGUUUUUAUAGAAUCUUAAGUUAUAAGUGGCUUAAUCUUUAUAGUGGACUUGUCUUGAUUUGAAAAUCAAAACGGUCUGUUAUUUAUGUGAGAGAUCUUUGUAUAAAAAAAUCUGUUUAUAGUGUGUUAAAAUUGGAUAUGCAAGCUGAUAUUGCUUAUACACUGGUUUCAUAGUCAAAAUUAAGUUGGCUUUCAGACUUUCACUUGCCCUUCACUGGUGUAGGUUUGAGUCCUGUCAGGGUAAUUGGAUUCUUUCAGGUGAGGUAGCUCUUCUCAGGUGCCAGUUUGUGCCUGAAAUAAUUCAUGAACAGGCACCUGAGGUCUUCCUUCUUCAUUAAAGCUGGAAAGUCGCCGUGUGACCUUUGCAGUAUCUGUGUGACUUGCAUUCAAACAAAACAAACAUACAAAAUUUGAGCUUCGUCACGACAAAACCAAAAGACUGCGCGGAUGGGCAGGCUGGUCUGGAUCCAUGCUGGUUGCAAACCCAUUAUGUUGGUUUUGUUGUGACGCGGCUCACAUAUUCAUAUUCGCAUGUCUAUUCUAACUACCUGAUUUUAUAUGCACUAUAAAAGUUCUUCUACUGCUAGCUCAAUGCAGCAGUUUUAUUUUGGCCCUAGGGGAUAUGUGAAAAUUUGCUGUGCAAGGACAUUCUUGUUGACUUUUACUUUACAAGGUCCCUGCAGAACUAGGAUUUACCUUGGGCAUGAAAAUCAAAAAGUCCCCACUAUUUUCUCUCUGGGGGUGACCUAAUUACAAUUGAAUGGAGCCUUACCUUGCACAUGACUUUUGUUUCAUCUGUCAGACUAUCUAUACAAUAUUAAAGUGUAAGGGUGAAGUUUGAAGUACUUCAAAGAAGUUAUAGUACAGUGAAGAAAUUUUAUAAAUGCAUUGGUUACUUAAUCUCAAAGCUAAAACUGUUAGUGUACAGUUCACUAGUCAACCAGUAGUAUGCGAAUAAUUGUUGUAUAUACAUUCUGUUUAUAAUAUAACACUUUAUGUUAAAUGUGCUAUACUUUCCAGUAUACUUAAUAUGCUAAUCCUUGAAGAAAUUUUGAUUUAAUUAAUGCAUAUCUAAAUUUUAUUUGUUUCUUGUAUGAUUAAAAUGUAUGAUUUUUUCAUAAUGGUUAUAUAUGAAAUACUUUGCUGUUAAAUAGACUUUCAGAUUUAAGUCAGUUUGUUUGCUUGAAUUUCCUUCAUGCAAUUUUAUCUGUAUGUAUCACAUGUAUAACUAGUUAAGAUAAAUCAUGUAAAAAAAUGUACCAAAAGGAAAGAUUUGUUGAAAAAAGGGCUUUUAUAUUCCUUGCUUUUCCCUUUAUAAACAUAGAUUAUACAGGAUAUUUGUUUACUAUUAUGUAUGUUUUCUCUCUGAAAACUUGACCAUGUCUGAACAUAAAUUUCAUAUCAUAAUUUUUUUGCCAGAAUAUGUGGGUCUGCUAAUAACUGACAGCUUGUUUAAAGCAUUGAAAAUUUAUUCCCAGUUGUAUGAUAAGAUUCUUUUGUCAUUCAAAACCUGCAAAAUUAUGUGAAAUCUGUCAGUAAUACUUCAUACCUAAGAUCAAAAAAUGUUUUAGAAUCUCACUUGUUUUGUACAAAACAAUACAAAU